Molecule: messenger RNA, 1358 nt
Organism: Papilio polytes (common Mormon)
Lineage: Eukaryota; Metazoa; Arthropoda; Insecta; Lepidoptera; Papilionidae
Product: wiskott-Aldrich syndrome protein-like
Exons: 8
Coding region: 270-1358 (362 amino acids)
Biological process (GO): actin filament organization
Source: RefSeq, a predicted model, not a curated record
GGCAACUUGUGUCAACUGGCAACAUUAGUUUGAUGAUUGAUGUUUCACGUACGGAUGUAGAGAAAGUAAUUUGUGAUUUUUCCAAGUUUAUCUCGUUUAUACGUGAAAUGAUCAUUUCCGUGUCGUGAGAAAUGCUCUUAUUGCUAUUUAGAGUCAAUCGCGAACGUGAAAUAAAAAGUGUUAUAACGUCAAAAUGUUGGGAGACCGCUAUGACUGAUCGUCUUUACCGUGGCUGUUUAUAGUGUUUUUAUGAGUGUGUUUAAAAGUCAAUGGGAAGGAUGCCGAGGGGAGAACACAGGCCUAGCACCCUGUUGUCGCGGGAUGAGAACGAACAGGUGUUCAGCCUCAUUGGACCUAAGUGCCAGAGCUUAGCGACGGCCGUCGUUCAAUUGUUCACGACAGAAGGACCCGCACAUUCAGAAUGGAAGAAGAAAGACACGGGUGUGCUUUGCCUCAUCAAGGACAACGGCAGGCGGUCCUACUUCUUCCGCAUUUAUUGCCUGUACCGCAAAGCUAUGAUAUGGGAACACGAAGUCUACCUCCAGAUAGAAUACAAAAGCCCAAGACCUUAUCUACAUACGUUUGAAGCUGAGGACUACAUGACAGCGUUCAAUUUCGCCAACGAAGAUGAAGCCAGGAUACUUAAAGAUACGCUUAUAGAGAAGAUCGAAUUACGGAAACAGAGACGACAAGAACGACGGCAGAAAUCAAUGAUGGCGGCCCGCGUGAACAGCACGACUUCACAACGUUCUGUGCGACAUAACGGCGUCGCGCCGCCAAUGCCGGUCCCCUUACAGCCUCCAAUGCCCACACCACAACCUGUUAAAGCACCUUCAUUCUCAGGUGGUAGUUACACAUUGAAGAGCAAAAAGCCUAAAGGUCGGAAACUAACGAAAGCCGACAUCGGUUCCCCGAAGGACUUCCAGCAUAUAUCCCACGUCGGAUGGGAUGCUAACAAAGGUUUCGAUGUGGACUUACCGGAAGAGGAGAUGAGAUCGUUCUUCUCGAAGGCGGGCAUAUCGGAGACACAACUUCAAGAUCACGACACUAUGGAGUUUGUGUACGACUUCAUAAACUCGCACGGCGGCAUCAACGCCGUCAAGGACGACCUGCACGACGCACCACGACUCAAAAAUUCGAUUCGUUCCCCCGCGCCGCAGUCUGCAUUCCACAAGAGCAUAUUUAAGGGCAAGUUGCUGAUGGAUAAUCUUGGCCACUUGGUUAUGUCUAUGCAAGUAUGCACUGUCCGCAAGGCGAGAACAACCGGAAACGAUAUGUCUAAUAGACUUAUUAUUAUUAUUAUUACGUAUGACAUCACAAAUGAACUAAAAGAAGCGUUAUGGCCAAGAAUUAGCUGA